AUGAACAUCUCUGUGCCUCAGGGUGUGCAGUUCUGCUAUGAAGAACUAAAUGGCUCUUGCACCCGGAUAACUUACCCUUUAUCCAUUCGUAUACCGCUAUACCUUUUUUUUACCUCAACAGUCAUUGUCAUAGUGGGGGGAAAUAUUCUUGUUAUGAUUACUAUUUUAAAUUUUGAACAGUUGCAAACUCCUACCAACUACCUUGUUUUCUCCAUGUCUGUGGCUGACCUGCUGUUGGGUAUGGUUGUAAUGCCUCCAAACAUGAUUGAGUCUUUGGAAAAAUGCUGGUACUUUGGUGACUUCUUGUGUAAAUUCCAUGCCAGUGUUGACAUAACCCUUUGCAAUGCCUCAGUUUUACAUCUCACAUGUAUAUCCAUUGACCGUUUCUGUGCAGUGACUAAGCCCCUACAGUACCAAAACAAAAUGACAACAUGUGUGGUGCUCACUAUGAUCUCUGUCAGUUGGAUUUUCUCUGCCAUCUUUGGGUUUGCAGUGAUAUUUUCCCCUAGUGACAGUGACCCGUCUGCUGAAAGUGUUGAUGUUGAUUGCAUAGGGGGAUGCUCGGGCUUACAUGAAAAAGAAAUAGGAGUGUCGUAUUUCUUUGUGUUCUAUUUCAUCCCAUUGACUAUAAUGUCAACCAUUUACCUUAAGAUUUUUGUCAUCGCAAUAAAACAAGCAAACACCAUCCACGAGAUCAACAAGCAAGUCAGAUUGGACAAAAACAAUCUGACUAAAAUGGACUUUAAGGCCACAAAGACACUUGGAAUUAUCAUUGGUGUGUUUCUCUGCUGCUGGACUCCUUUUUUUAUAUGCAAUAUCAUAGAUCCAAUCAUAGGGCACUCCAUACCUGCACUUUUAUAUGAGAUUUUAAUGUGGGUCGCCUACUUAAACUCUAUGUUUAAUCCCAUUAUAUAUGCCUUCUUCCAUACUUGGUUUAGAAAACGGUUUCAAAUCCUACUUAAAAAAUGUUUUAAGUAG
Molecule: messenger RNA, 978 nt
Organism: Clupea harengus (Atlantic herring)
Lineage: Eukaryota; Metazoa; Chordata; Actinopteri; Clupeiformes; Clupeidae
Product: trace amine-associated receptor 1-like
Biological process (GO): G protein-coupled receptor signaling pathway
Cellular component (GO): membrane
Molecular function (GO): trace-amine receptor activity
Source: RefSeq, a predicted model, not a curated record